Messenger RNA from Linum trigynum, 3047 nucleotides. NCBI's taxonomy places the organism in Eukaryota, Viridiplantae, Streptophyta, Magnoliopsida, Malpighiales, Linaceae. The record is from the annotation of a GenBank genome assembly.
AAACAAGCAGUACACAGAGUGACAGACAUUGAUCCCUUCCGUUUGAAAUUCAAGGUUCAAGCGCCAAUGGGAACUUGUAAUAAAGCUACCCAAAAAACAUCCCGUGAGGAAAGAGCUCUCUUACUGAGUUUUGAGUUUGCAAACAGAGGAAGAUAACCCUUACUCCUUCUCUCUGUCUUCCCGCCAACAAGGGAUCCUCGUGAGGAAGAGCUCUUCUUGCUUCACGAGUUUCAUAUUCUUCUAUUUGGACACUCAGGGUGGGCUCCUACAAAUACCUGCUGAGAUUCUUGACCCCAGCCAUGCAUCCAUCUCCAAGCAUCUACUUGAUCUUGACCUACUUCCCAAAUGGAAGCUAAAGUUGUCACCUUUCUCCAUGUCCUCUUCUCUUGCUUACUCUGCCUUCAUGCAAAGCCUCUGCAAACCUACAUUGUCCAGCUCCACCCACAUCCACAUGGUUUCACACCAACAAGCUCUGCAUUUCCCUCCAAGUUUCACUGGCACCUUUCCUUCCUUGAGCAGUCCGUUUCAGCUGACGACUCUUCCACCCGCCUUCUCUAUUCCUACACAUCCGCCAUGGAAGGCUUCGCUGCUCAGCUCUCUGAUUCCGAGCUGGAGCUGCUGAAGAAGCUGCCUGGUGUCGUUGCCGUUAGGCCGGACACCAGGCUUCAGCUCCACACUACUUACUCCUACAAGUUCAUGGGCCUCACUCCUGCCAGAGAAGAUGCUUGGUACCAGUCUGGAUUCGGCCACGGCACCAUCAUUGGGGUUCUAGACACCGGAGUCUGGCCCGAGAGUCCGAGCUUCAAAGACAGGGGAAUGCCUCCCGUUCCCGGGAAAUGGAAAGGGAUUUGCCAACAAGGGCAAGACUUUGAUUCCUCAAACUGCAACAGGAAGCUCAUUGGAGCGAGAUUCUUCACUAAAGGUCACACGGUGGCUUCUCCUUCAUCGUCGCCUGCAAACACGAUUCAAGAAUACGCAUCGCCUAGAGAUUCCCACGGGCAUGGCACGCACACUUCUUCGACCGCUGGAGGUGCUUCGGUUCCUAGGGCUAGCGUGCUCGGGAAUGGUGGCGGUGUUGCUCGAGGGAUGGCUCCUGGGGCUCACAUUGCCGUCUACAAAGUUUGCUGGACAAAUGGCUGCUACAGCUCUGAUAUCCUGGCUGCCAUGGACACAGCUAUUAGAGAUGGAGUUGAUAUCCUGUCCCUCUCCAUAGGAGGAUUCCCGCUACCACUUUUUGCAGACAGCAUAGCAAUCGGUAGCUUUCGAGCAGUGGAGCAUGGGAUUUCAGUUGUAUGUGCAGCUGGAAACAGUGGUCCUCUCCAAUAUUCAGUUGCCAAUGAGGCUCCAUGGAUUGCAACCAUAGGAGCAAGCACACUGGACAGAGAGUUUCCAGCAAUUGUUCAACUCGGGAAUGGUGAAUACCUCUCUGGGGAAUCCAUGUUCCCGGGAAACGAGUUUCCAAGCACCACAAAGGAGUUUGAACUGGUUUACGCACCAGCAGGUGGCAAAAAGGGAAGUGAAUUCUGUUUUGCAGGUUCUCUCCCCAAGGUAAAGAUCCAGGGGAAGAUGGUGGUCUGCGACCGAGGUGUCAAUGGAAGGGCUGAAAAGGGUCAGGUGGUGAAGCAGUCGGGUGGUGCUGCAAUGAUCCUAGCGAACACAGCCAUCAAUAUGGAGGAGGAUUCUGUUGAUGUUCACGUCUUGCCUGCAACAUUGGUGGGCUUCACAGAAUCACUUCGUCUGAAAGCUUAUAUCAACUCCACAAGAAAUCCAAGAGCUCGCAUUGUGUUUAGUGGAACUGUGAUUGGGAAGUCCAGAGCACCAGCAGUGGCUCAGUUUUCGGCCAGGGGACCAAGCUUCACCAACCCCUCAGUGCUGAAACCAGAUGUAAUAGCACCUGGAGUCAACAUCAUUGCAGCUUGGCCUCAAAACCUGGGGCCUACAGGUCUUCCAGAAGAUUCCAGAAGGGUGAAUUUCACUGUCAUGUCAGGAACAUCCAUGGCGUGUCCCCAUGCCAGUGGAAUUGCAGCACUGAUAAGAUCAGCUCACCCAAAAUGGAGCCCUGCAGCUGUUAAAUCUGCAAUGCUGACCACCGCAGAUGUAACUGACCAUUCUGGGAAUCCCAUAAUGGAUGGCGAUAAACCGGCUGGAGUUUUCGCCAUGGGAGCUGGACAUGUGAACCCCCAGAGAGCCAUCUAUCCAGGGCUGAUAUAUGAUAUCAGGCCAGAAGAUUAUGUUACUCAUCUAUGCACACUUGGGUAUACAAGAUCAGAGAUCUUCACCAUCACACACAGGAACGCAAGUUGCAGCGAGCUGCUGAAGAUGAACAAAGGUUUCAGCCUCAAUUACCCCUCCAUUUCUGUAAUUUUCAGGCAGGGAACAAGGAGGAAGAUGAUGAUGAGGAAAAUAACAAACGUAGGCCGACCGAAUUCCAUAUACUCAGUGGAAGUGAAGGCUCCAGAGGGAGUGAAGGUCAGAGUAAAACCGACAAAGCUCCACUUCAAGCAAAGAAAUCAGGUUUUGAGCUAUAGGGUGUGGUUCAUAUCGAGGAAGAGAAUGACAAGGGAGAAGCUGAGCUUUGCAGAAGGCCACUUGACAUGGAUAAACUCUCAAAAUCACCUCACCAGGGUCAGAAGCCCUAUCUCAGUGACAUGGAAGAGGAAAUAACAGUGGCGUUUUACGGAAGGGACAACCAAGUAGCAUUUGUUCAACCUUAACUUCAUACUAUUGGAAUUGCACCUGAUGAGGAUUCCAUGCUCAUUCAGAUACAUCUUAGAUAUUCUACUUGGCUAAGAUAGAGUUAUCGUUUUUCAGCUUACUUCAACAAGUCAAGACUCUUGAUCUUGUCUUACCUACAACAUUAGUGUAAUGUUCAAUGAAGAUUCUUGCUCUUUUGCCUUUCUCAUACAGAAGAGAGUACCAUACUCCAUUUACCAGACAACAUUCUCAAAAAAAGAUCUCUAAUGCACGAAAGUAACAUGCUGUAGGUCAAAGCAGAAUCCCUCUGGAAAAAUCGGAUGCCAUUGGAAAAAUCAAAAUGGCAACCAUAG